GCCAACAGUAGACCACUAACGUGGUAUUAAUUGUAUUAGCGUUGUAUUUACAUUCUCUGAACCCGAAAUGGUCCCUUCGUCCCUUUUUAUCCAAUAGAUAUGUGCGCAUCAUGACUUACAUGACGCGCGCGUGUGUUGUUACGACUGAUGAUGACAUUUUUUGGACGCCAUUUUGGAUUGUGUAUGUCGUAUGAACGUGCUGUGUGAACGUAACACUGUAUAUAUAUAUAUAUAUAUAUAUGAGAUGGCUAUGGCUUUGAAGGCGAUGUGUGUCCUGGUGAGACGCGGUAUAACAGCACUGAUAGUAACAGUUUUGAUGGCGUCAGUGUUUGUGGCAAUCAACACAGAUACAACCUAUGCAAAGACCUUAACCUUCGGUGAUGACGUGGUAGAUCACUUCCUGGUCAGACGAGAUGUUAGUUUAGGUGAAAACACAACUAAGGCAGACACUACCGGAUAUGACAUUAAAAAUGACACACUGAGUCAGUUGAUGGAAAAGUACAAAACGACCAAGCGGUACAAAGACGAUCCGGAUUUCGAACCAACGAUGUGUGUUCAUAUCAAUAAAACGGAUAAUGACACAAUAGACGGACAUUUCCUGUGCCCAAUGACCAACGAUUCUAAAGAAGAGACCAAAUGCUGUGGAGAGGCAGACGGACAAUUUUGUUGUAAACCAGUAGUAGCUGGAGGCCGGAAACCACCGGCACAUGACGAAACGACGAUGCUGCUAAUGUUGAUUCCCCUCUUUGUGGUCCCGAUAAGCCUUUGUCUUAUUCUUUACUGUUGCUGCUGUCAACGUAGACCGGAAGUGCAUUCUGGGAAAUUAGUAUGGAUACGGAAAUCUAAUAAAAAAGAAAUUUAUCUGUCAGAAGGUGGAGUGAAUCCGACUGAACAGCCUGAUACUGAGCUAAUAGGCUUUACUGAACGUGUGGACGGUCAGAACAGCACUGAACAAUUACACCACCGAAGCUCAAAUGACGUAAGCAAAACCGGAAACACCGAGGAGGAGGGUACGAAAACCCAUGUGUCUCAUUCAGGCCAGGAGAUGACUGUGCCUUUAAUCAAUAUACUGGCCAGUACACCAGAUCAAGAACAGUGACACCAGUGCUCAUCACAAACGGAUAAGAAAAGGAUAUCUAUUAAAAAUGGCACAUGCAUCCUUCUGGCUAAGAGACGAAGAUUUCUUUAGCUACAUUCUAGCUUUAAAUUGUGAACAAAAUUCUAGGAAUUAAUGGAAAAUGAUAUAUCAAAACAGUGAAGACUUUUACGGAAAAUACCGGAGUGUAAGCAGUUUAAUUAUAUUAUCUUAUCAGCUAUCAUUGAUGCAUUUCAUGAUAAUGUGAGCUUGCAGAACCAUGUGAAAAAUCAAUCAAUAUUUAUAUGGUACUGGGGUAUACACUGCAGUUACAUUUCCGUAGAAAAUGUCCGUCUCACAGAAACAUGGUUUCUUGUUUAAAAUGUUUUAUUGUGUUAUAUUUCUGACAACAAAUGUCAAUAUCAUGUUUUAAGAGGUAAUAUUAUGAGUUUAAGUCAGAAACUUAGCAUUAAGAACUUAACAUUUCCUAUAGUCGUUUCAUUUUUAUAAGAUUUAAAAGCUCGGUGAAAGCAGGUACGGUUACUAUUAAUAUCAACCCGUUGAAAUGUCUUAUCUAAAGCCACAAUUAAACUAUAUGUAAUUUGGAUACAAUGAACAUGUACUUUAGUGAAUAAUAAGUAAUAACGUUAGAUGGGUGUGGGCUUGAGGAUGCGUGAUAUUGGUUCCCUAAAAUAAUAGCAAUUUAUCGAGGCGAUCUAGCAUUUCAUAGCAUUUAGUGUGGUUAUAAAUGAGCGUGACAUCUUAUGACCAAUUUCAAUUUCAUUAAAUAAUCUAGGUGAUACGGUCCCCGGUUUCUCAUGAAUACACUGCUACCGUUUCCGCUGUAUUUCACCAUAGAUUUUGUAGUUUCGGAUGACCACAACCAUCAUCUUUUGAAGCCGGUUCCUAACCUUCAUACUGGUAUACUUCAUAGAAUGUGUCAUAUCGUAGCACUCAGAAGAUACUGUUUUUAGUAUCUGUAGACGAACUACUGAGUAUUUAUUAUGAAGGCAACAACAGCCUUAAUACCAUACAAUAGUCAAAACUAACGUAGCUAUGCAACAUGUUUAAAAUUCAAGUUCAAUUCAACAUAAACAACCAUGAACUUCAAACACAUACAGCUGAUUGCAACUUGAAAGUUUAUAAUAAAACAGUAUGUCGAAAAUUAAUUUCACUGAAACAUACAGCCGUCUCGUCCUUCUAAGACUUAUCAGCAAUGAUAGGGACCAACGAUGUGCAAAUCCAAAUUUGUUUCGACUCCUUUUUUUUCAAACGGAAGGGAUGGUCAGUGAAACCACUAUAUUAUGUGCAUUUUGCAAACAAGAGGAGAACUCCUUAAUUUCAAAUAACGUAAUGAAUACGGCGUAUAUAGAAUGAACCUUGCCAACACACAAAAGCGGUUAUGUGGCUAUCAAGGUUACGGCAAAUUGCAUAUCUGUAUUCCAAUGUUAAAUUGGGGUCUAUGAAUAUGACAUAUCAGAAGAUAAACAACUACAGGGGCCGUACCAAUCUUUAGGGAGCUUGUAGAUCCUUAAUGCGUGUCUUAACUAGACAUUCUCAUCUGCUGGUAAACGAUUAGUCGCAAUUUAAUGCGCGUGAAUAUUACACUAUUAAUGUGAAGUAAUGUUGUCGACUGUAAAAAUCAAUUACUUUGGUCGAGAUGAUUUAGCUUCCAUUUCCGUUCUACCAGUAAACAUCAGUGUUAAGCUACUUACACAAUACACCCACAGAUCAUGAACUCAUUCCAUAUAUAUAACUUAAGCUUACGGUAUAUGAGAGAUUGAGAUUUUUUCACCGUCGAUGUUGCACCUGAGAGCAGAGUCAAGGCAUAACUGAUGAAAUAUUUCAAUAUUUAUUUAAAAGGUCAACAUCAACAGGCUUCGUCUCUUUAUAACAAAUAUGAUGAACAUCUCGUACAUAACAAUAACCCCAAGCUUUGCAUUAUUAAUUUACCCCAAAUCGAAAAAAAUGUACAAUUCCUGAACAGUCUUUGGCUCAUAAGUUCUACUGGAGUCGAUAUCAUUUGAUAUAUCUAAAUUUCAAUGGUUAGUUGAGUUUACUAAAAAUGUACCGAAAUUUGAUUGCGAAAUUCAUACUCUCAUCCAAACCAUCCUGUUGGUUGUUAUCUUCUUAACAGCUUUCCAUUCCGCCUUUUCGUUUUGCAGAGUUAUCUGCUCUUGUGAGCACGUAUUUAUUGUUACAUCAUCAGUUUGUGGGAGAAAAAUUCGUCGUUUUCUCAACGUUCUCUCACAAACAAAUGACGUAACAAUCAAUACCUGCUCACAAGAGCAGAUAACUCUGCAAUACGAAAAGACGGAAUUUACUGACACAAUAUAUUGUUUUCUACUAUGACUGCAUGCAUUAUUUAUAUGGAAGAUGUAGUUUGCACUUGAAUGUAGAUGUACAUUUUUAAUUGACAUAAUCAAUACAAAAGUAAAGAUCUAAGCUAUUUCCUUUGAAUUUCUACAGCCUGAACUGUGCAGAAUAAUGCAAAACAUCACAUUAUUAAAAAAUGGUAAGGUUUUAUAAUCAAAACACGACUUUGUAUUUCAUUUUUUUAAGGUGUCAUUUUGAAUUUUAAAAUGUAUAGUUUUAUUAAAAAUGUCAAUAUCAUCAAUACAAGCUGUACGCAAACACUGUGCCAAUAUGUCUUGUAAAACCUACAGUUUUUAAGAUAUUAAGUAGCGUUUCUUCAUGUGUCUUAUCCUUGCAUUUGUAAUACAUAUUUAACAAUUUUGAAAUAUUUAUCAUAUGUUUUGUUCAUUAACUUCAGGCUAUAUAUGCACAAGUAUUCCGUGAAUUGUUAUUUCAUGUAUGAGCGUGGUUCUGAUCUGGACUACGUGGCUGUCGCGUGUCUAUGCAUUGAACCUAUGUGUAUACUUUGCCUCCACCGACAGUUCUUCGAUAUAAUAUAUACACGAAUGAUUUAAAAGCAAUCUUUUCUGUAUUUGCAUAUGCACCUAUGUUUCCCCUUCAGGCAUUUUGGGUUUUCUCAAUCCCAACUCAUUGGAUAAACCUACUAGAAUCGAGUUGGUAAGCAGAUUGAUUACCCGUUUAAUGAGUGACACCCUGGACGUUUUUCAUUGGUGAAUCUUUUAAUUAAAACCCCAAGAAACAGUGUUUUGCGACGUCAUUCUCCGAUGUAAUGCCAUAAUUCAUUAUAAAUGAUCCCCCGAACGGAGACAGGAGUAAUGUACUCCCCAAAACAAAGUGGUUUUCUGUAAAAAAAAUCGAAGAUUAUGGGAACGCCCUCUCCCAAAUCCCCAAACUCGCGAUGGUUAAUCGUCAUUUUUAUUUAGCUCUAGUUAGUUGAUUUUCGAACUUUGAAAGACACUUGGUAAACCUUUGAAAAUUAACUAACUCGAGUGAGAUUAACAUGUUAUUCAACCAUGCAUGAUAACCAAUCAGCAUCCAUUGAGGGACGUCUACAUAUACAAUGGUGUACCUAGUAAUACGAAAAUGAUUAAAACAAGGAGCUGCUUGUGCUAAUGUCGGAAACAUGGUUUAUCAGGUUAGAUAUUAUUAUUAUGACGUCAAUUGCCAAUCAUAUUAUAUCAUACACUGUUUCACCGCUAUUUUACUGUUUACGAUCCUGUCACUUUAAUCCUAUCACCUUGACUUUCAAACCAACAAAACUUCUGAACUUAAACAACGUUCUAAAUUCUCAAAAUCAACGUUUAUGAAAAACGUAAAAUAUCCAUGAUUUUUGUUUUGAAAUAAGUCAACUCUAAAAUAGAAACAAUGAAUGAAUUGCGGAUAAUCGACCAUUUUUGUAGGCACAUGGCAAUGUAUACUAUAGGAACAUUUUAGUUAAGAAAGUUCAUAAUGUUCAGAAGGAGUAGUUACUGAGUCUAAGUCAAGCAAUUAAGGAACAUUUCGGUUAAGAACGUUCAAAGAGUUCGGAAGUAGUUCGUUACCGAAGCCGAGUCACAGUCAGACUUUUUCCUAUGCAAGGAAUAUCUGUUCAUGACGUGUUCAGUUCAUCCGUGUCCUGUCUAAUCCUAUGCCUUUUUCUUAAACAAAUGUAUAUAUAUUUUUUAUCUACAACAUCAUGAAGUUGUUUAUCUUUUUGUUGAACUGGAGGUGUAUUUAGCAUGAUACAUUCAGGAAGAUUCAUGCGUUUCUAACUGAUCCCGCUCUCAGCAAAUGACCUUAAGAUUCAUAUUAUUGUGUCGUGUUCUGCGAUGCUGUCCAAGUAGUUUACACUGCAGCAAUAGAGCACCCUUCUAUUCUAAAUGUGUGGUUGAACCAGUAGUACGUUCUCACGGCCGAGAUUUUAUUUAAUCAAAACCACCAUGCCUUAUACGAUAUAUAUAAUUAUCACACUCAGAUAAAAUUCCAAAAUAUGUAUUUAUUCUUUUUCAAAUUAAAGAUGACAAUCUUGCUUUAAUCUGUUUAGGAUGUUUGAAUGAAUAAGUACAUUUUAAACGUAUGUACCUAUUUUUGAAUAACACUUCGAUAUAGAACUGACACCGUGAACAGAUUUUGUUUAAAAUUUUAUAUAGAAUAUAUUCAGUUUCAUAUAUUUUAAGUCGAUUGUUAUUCAUAUUACGUUCAUCACGAAAUAUAGCUGUUAAGAGGUAACUAGUUUUUACUGUGUAUAAGUAGAAUUAAUUAGUGUAAGUGAAUUAAACAAAAUUGAUAUGAAUUAGCACCGCUUUUUUUACGUCCUAACCUGUAUUAUGUGUAGUGAGUUACGCCGCUAACAUAUACACGUGCUAAUACACUUACUAUUCAGACACCUUUGACUGUCAGUGUAUCAGGCAGCAAUGUUAACUUAGCUUAUUGAGCGUUGAUAAAUGCAUUACGUUUUGUUUUACUUUGUGGUUGUUACAUUGAAACACUGAACAAUCAAAGAAAAAGGAAAAUAUUCGAAAUUUCGAACAUCGACGUUGUGGUACAUUUUAGUUAAAAAGUGUUUAGAAAUUUAUUUUAUAUAUAUAUUGUCCAUGUUUGAAGACGUUUAUUUACAAGAUAUUUAUAAUUACACAUUCGGGCGAGAGAAAAAAACAACAGAACAUGAGAUAGCAAUAUGACUUGGAACUCUCGAUCGUACAAGGGAAAGCCGGCCAAGGACUCUCUAUCAUGUAGCUAUAGGCGAGGUAUGGCCAAGGAUUCUCAAUGGGGGGACGGAAAUCUGAAUAGAUCUUGUAAAAGCAUCUUGAACUCAGUGCAAAUCUACUCAAUGUGUAGAAGUUCAAAUUCAUAAGUUUAAUCUUUGUUACUUUGAAGAAAGGUAAAACAUGUAUCAUUUGUUUACUUUAGUUUCAUUUACUAAAGUGGUAACUGUUUUGUCAGUUUUUUAUUGUUAAUAUUUAUAGUCAGAGGGUUAUAUCGCUACCAAUGUUUACAAUAAUCGUUGUUACUGUACUCGAAUUUUACUAUCGUUAACUAUUUCCUAAGUAGUGACAUAAGCAAGUGUCUACGUCUUAUGCAGAACAAACGUACCCUUCAGGGCCACACCUUCUGUUUUUGUUGGGGUGCGUAUUAUCCUUUUCAUUCUGUCCAUCAUGGCCUGUUUCUAUGCGUUUACAUUGAUAUUGAGAUCCAUAUUAGUCAUUGUCUCACGAUAUUUGUUUUCUGUUAUACACACUAAUCAAACAAAUAUCGUUAUCUGUUAAUAAAGACCAUAUCUAUUGUGGAAAACGUUACAACUAAGGGAGUAUUUGUUUGGUAAUAAUGCUGCUGUACCACAGAGAAUGGACACCACAGAUACCUAGAAAUACUUAAUGUAGGAGCAACAAAAGCGUUGUGUUUAAACGUACAACUGUCCAGGCAGACAUAUUAAUUAUUGAUUUGAACUCCCAAGGCUUUUUCAUCAUAACUAUCAAACGUAAAAAAUACCAAAGGUCUUCAUUGCAAUCAAUAUUGUUUCUCAUAUAUCACCACAUGACAAUACGUGUUGUCAGCAACAGGUAAUUGUCAUAUUCUGUGAUCUUACUCGCGCGUAACACUACAAAACAAUCGUUAAUGGAACUGGCUAUUGUUUUGUACUAUGUCGCUUAACAGACCGGAAAUAAAAGUAAUGCAUAUAUGAAUACACUUCUAUAUCAAAAUCAAGAUAUCGUUAUAUCGGAAUGUAAACGUCUAUUGGAACAGUAUUUGUUCUCCUAUUUAUCUUAGUCUAUGAUAAAAAUAUAAAAGUAUAUAAGCAUCUCAUACAUUUUCCCUUUAUUUUGUGUGAGUAACAUUUUAAGUGUGUUGUUGUUUCCAAUACCUAGUUGUGAGUAUAUUUCAACAUUUUGGCUGGAUAUUUUUAAGAUACUUAACUUAAUAUCUUGAAAUCAUGUCUUUAAAUUCCCAUCGGGUCGAAGUAGACCCAAAUUAAACGAUAAGUGAUCAAGUUAUGAAAAAUAUGUCACUAAUAUAUCACCAUAUAUUACUUUCCGUGUAUGGAAGUUCAUACACGACAAAGCAUGUAUCAACGGCCCGAAUCGCCAUGUAGAAUACGAAAUAUUUAGUAACAGUAUCUAUUCCGGAGUUUAUCCUUCGUAUUUCAAUCAGCUCCACUUAUUGUACUCUUCCGUCUUUGCGUAUUACAGAGUUAUCUUCUCUAGAGAGCAGGUAUUGAUUGUUACGUCAUUUGUGUUUGA
Molecule: messenger RNA, 7668 nt
Organism: Mizuhopecten yessoensis (Yesso scallop)
Lineage: Eukaryota; Metazoa; Mollusca; Bivalvia; Pectinida; Pectinidae
Exons: 7
Coding region: 191-1099 (302 amino acids)
Source: RefSeq, a predicted model, not a curated record